Eimeria acervulina is the source of this 2484-nucleotide messenger RNA. Its product is annotated as sugar transporter, putative. Gene Ontology annotation, cellular component: membrane. Gene Ontology annotation, biological process: transmembrane transport. NCBI's taxonomy places the organism in Eukaryota, Apicomplexa, Conoidasida, Eucoccidiorida, Eimeriidae. The record is from RefSeq and is a predicted model, not a curated record. Gene Ontology annotation, molecular function: myo-inositol:proton symporter activity. The transcript is spliced from 10 exons. Bases 1 to 2484 code for a protein of 827 amino acids.
AUGGCGCGAGGAAAGACUUUCUUCUCCUUUCUUCGCCCUCGAGUGCAUCAAAGAAGAGCAGCAGAAGAUGAGCUUCCUCAGAACUGCGUCAGCGUAGCAGCACCCGAUUUAUACUGUGCUUCUUCUCUCCCUCAAGCGGGUACAUGCAAACAGCCGGUGCAUCAUCCGCCUGCUCAAGACCUUGCAGCCACAGCUACUUCUCAAGGAGCAGCAGAAACAGCACCAGCAGCAGCACCAGCAGCACCAGCAGGAGCGCAUACAAGAGAUCCUGCAGCAGCACCAUCACCAACAUCACCUGCAGCAGCAACAGCAGCAGCAGCACCACCACCCCCUGCAGCAGCAGCAGCAGCAGGGGGAGCAGCAGCAGAUCCACACACCGGGUCUAUUACAGAAGCCACGGGAUCAGAAGCUGCUCCAGGAGCAACAGCAGCAGCAGCAGCAUCAUCAGCAGCAGGAGGAGGAGAAGCAGCAGAAGAUGAAGCAAAGGAUAAGAAAAACCCUACUCGCUUCAGCCGCUUCUGCUCUCGCAUGCCUUGCUGCCGCUGGGGGUCCUUCGCUCUUGCUUAUGUUGCAGCAUUUGCUGCUCUAACAGGCCUCCUAAUGGGGUAUGAUAUGUGUAUUGUUGCUGUUGUUCUGGAUCCUGUAGACAGACAUUUCAAUUUAUGUGGUGAUAAACUUUCUUGUGGAGCGAAAACCCUCUUCGUUUCUAUUCUCGCACCUGGAGCUGUCGUAGGAAGCGCCGUUGGUGGUUUUGUUGCAGACAGAUUGGGGCGAAGACCCGGGUUAUUGCUGAGCGAUUUAUUUCUUCUUCUUGCUUCUGUUUGCUUUGCACUUGGAUACAAUUUCGCUCUUGUCUUAGCCGGCCGCUUCUUCGUCGGCUUAGGAGUAGGGAUGGGGUUUGUAGUUUACGCAACAUAUAUGUGCGAGAUUGCUCCUAAUGCUCUUCGAGGCAUUCUUGUUGCAUGCCAAGAGGUUGCGCAGUGCUCAGGCUGUAUGUUUGCGUAUGUGUUGGCUGCAAUAUUUGGGGGGACCCCUUGGAAAGUAAUGAUGGGCGCUGCGGGGAUUGUAGCUGCGCUGCAGAUAGUGGGGGAGGUUUGGGUAUUGCCUGAAAGCCCUCGUUUUCUUGUGAGUCGUGGAGAUUAUGUAGAAGCAAGAAAAAGUUUAGAGAGAUUAGCAGAGAAGACAGAUAAACCUGUUGAUGUAGAUGCACUUGUACAAAUAUUACAGAUUGAAAAGGCUCUAGAAAGAGAAGAAGAAGCAACUAAUAGAGAAGUACUUCUACAAAGAGGCAUACAGCCGAACUCUUGGAAGUUUAUCUAUUAUAAAUAUCUUCGUCUCCUCGCUAUUCAUCAUCGGCCUAUCUUAACAGCAGUAGGCUGCGCUGUUGCUCAAAAUUUAACAGCUGCAAAUUCUGUUGUUUAUUUUGCAAUCGAUAUUUUUAAAUUAGCCGGCAUUCAAGACCCUUAUCUUGCUGGAGCAGGAGUAGGGGCAAUGAAAUUCAUGGGAGUAAUUUGCUGCAUGUGUUUGGUCGAGAAGUUGGGUAGAAGACUUUUGCUGCUCGGCGGAACAUUUGGUGCUGUUGUCUGCCACCUUGUUAUUGCGUCUGGUUUCUUGCUGCAGCAGCAAGAAGCAGGUGUAUCUGUUUUAUCUUCAGAGGGUUUAGCAGCAGCAGCAGGAGACAGCAGCAGCAAACCUACAACUUUAUUAGUCGUCGGUAUGCUCGUGUUUAUGUUCUGCUGGAAUGUCUCCUGGGCUGCACUUAUGUUUGUUGUCGCUAGCGAAGUACUGCCUAACUCUUGCCGAGGUGUAGGCAUGGGUCUGACGAUUACUGCGUUCUGGAGUGUCGCCUUUAUAAUGCAAUCUGCACUAGAACCCCUCUUCGUAGCUAUUUCUAUUGCCGGGACGUUCUUUCUCUUCUCUGCUCUAAGCGCUCUGUCUGCUUUGUUUGUUUUCGUCUUCGUUCCUGAGGGCAGAGGUUUAACAUUAGAAGAUGUAGGUAUGACUGAAGAAAGAAGAAAAAAAAUAGAGCGGCAUACUGCAGCAGCAGCAGCAGCAGCAGGAGAAGCAGCAGCUGCAGCUGGAGAUGCUGCAGCCGCUGCAGGAGAUGCAGCAGCAGCUGCAGCAACACCUACAGCAGAAAACAGCAGCAGCAACGAUCACGAUGCUGCAGUCACAGCCCCAGCAGAUACGCAGCAGCAAACGAACAAAGACGGCAGCGAGCAGCAGCAGCAGCAGCAGCAGCAGCAGCAGCAGCAGAAGCACAGCAGCAUUUCCCCCUUGGAGGUCGAAGCACCUCUAGUAGAGACCCACCACACUCAGCAGCAGAGCGCUGAGCAGCAACAGCACCAGCAGCAGCAGCAGACCACUGAGCAACAGCAGCAGCAGCAGCAGCAGCAGCAGCAAGGCUCAGCUUCUUCUAACGAAAGGCCCCGCGAUGUGGGCAUCGCUAUUGACGGGAUGCCUUGGAAUGCACAGGAAACCUGA